AGAACAGCGCCGGGAGCAAGGGACGAGCGAGAGGCCGGCAGAGUGGCCGCUUGAGGCUCCGCCGCCGCUGCAACUGCGCGGGCGCUGGGAGAGCACUCUGGCUCUCCGAGAGGCUCGAGCUGGGCAGGACUGCCGCUGCAGUGAAAGGCCCUCUUCGCUGAAGCCCUGCGGGAGCCAGCAGCUUAACUUGGGUGUGCAGCAGGCAGAGCGCAGCGACUAGGCACAUCCAACCGGUUGUUUGACCCGAAGGUCUGCUCAGGGUGUUCAAGCCCAGCCUCGACUACAUCCUGGGCACCUCCCGCCUCCUGGCCCUGGAGCGGAGUGCAGGAUUCACGAUCUUCUGGAACAACCACAAAUCCAAUUUGGGAUUUUUUUUCUGAGCAAACCAGAACCUACAGGUUGCUCCUUUGAUGCUGGAUUUAAUUCGCAUAUAUUUUGAGCGAGUUGGGCCUCUCCCCAUCGAUUUUUGAUCGCCGUUUUCGUGACAGUUACGCACACCUGCAUUCUAAUUCUUGUCGCUUUGGUUUGCUGUGCCCGCGUGGCUCCCUCGACUCGCAAGUGAAGAGAGGACACCGACGCGCAGAGCUUGGGGCGAUGUACCAAAGUCUGGCCAUGGCCGCCAACCACGGCCCCCCGCCCGGCGCCUACGAGGCGGGUGGCCCUGGCGCCUUCAUGCACAGCGCGGGCGCCGCGUCCUCGCCUGUCUACGUGCCCACGCCACGGGUGCCGUCCUCUGUGCUUGGCCUGUCGUACCUGCAGGGCGGAGGAGGGGGCACUGCGUCCGGAGCCGCUUCGGGUGGCAGCUCCGGGGCCGCCCCAUCGGGUGCGGGGCCAGGGACCCAGCAGGGCAGCCCCGGCUGGAGCCAGGCUGGAGCUGAGGGAGCUGCCUACACCCCGCCACCUGUGUCCCCGCGCUUCUCCUUCCCGGGGACCACUGGGUCCCUGGCGGCCGCAGCCGCUGCCGCCGCCGCCCGGGAAGCCGCAGCCUACAGCAGUGGCGGCGGGGCGGCCGGCGCGGGCCUGGCUGGCCGAGAGCAGUACGGGCGUCCCGGCUUCGCAGGCUCCUACUCUAGCCCCUACCCAGCCUACAUGGCCGACGUGGGUGCAUCCUGGGCCGCAGCCGCCGCCUCAGCAGGCCCCUUCGAUAGUCCAGUCCUGCACAGCUUGCCCGGACGGGCCAACCCUGCCCGACACCCCAAUCUCGUAGAUAUGUUUGAUGACUUCUCGGAAGGCAGAGAGUGUGUCAAUUGUGGGGCCAUGUCUACCCCGCUCUGGAGGAGAGAUGGGACAGGACACUACCUGUGCAAUGCCUGUGGCCUCUACCACAAGAUGAACGGCAUCAACCGACCCCUCAUUAAGCCUCAGCGCCGACUGUCUGCUUCCCGCCGGGUAGGCCUCUCCUGUGCCAACUGCCAGACCACCACCACUACACUGUGGCGCCGCAAUGCCGAGGGCGAGCCUGUGUGCAAUGCCUGCGGCCUCUACAUGAAGCUCCAUGGGGUACCCAGGCCUCUUGCAAUGCGGAAGGAGGGGAUUCAAACCAGGAAACGAAAGCCCAAGAACCUGAAUAAAUCUAAGGCCUCAGCAGGUCCUCCUGGUGAGAGCCUCCCUCCCAGCAGCAGUGCCUCCAGCAACUCCAGCAACGCCACCACCACCAGCAGCAGCAGCAGCAGCGAAGAGAUGCGCCCCAUCAAGACAGAGCCUGGGUUGUCAUCUCACUAUGGGCACAGCACCUCCAUAUCCCAGGCAUUCUCUGUCAGUGCUGUGUCUGGCCACGGGCCCUCCGUCCACCCAGUGCUGUCGGCUCUGAAGCUCUCCCCACAAGGCUAUGCAUCUCCUGUCACUCAGACAUCACAGGCCAGCUCCAAGCAGGACUCUUGGAACAGCCUAGUCCUGGCUGACAGUCAUGGGGACAUAAUUACUGCAUAAUCGCCCCCUUCCCCUCUUCAAAUUCCUGCUCGGACUUGGGACCUGGGGGCCAGCAAAGUCUGAGUCUGGGGCACCCUGGCCAGCCCCUUUGUCUGGGAACAACUCCCGAAGAACAACUGGGUAGAACUUGAAGUUGUUGACAAUCACUUAGGCAUGUGGGUGCUGGGUUCCUUCAAACACCUUUCCCAGGUGGAGCACUGGAAAGAGCCUGCGUUCUUAGAGACAAUCCCACCUUCACUGCGAACACAGCACGGUGAGACUCUUCAGUGUAGCAGGAGACUUCUUUCUCAUUCUCCACCUGCUUGUCCAGGACAGAGACAUAAUCUCCUUCACCCUAACUCUCCAACCCAGUGAUUCUAGGUAGUGGGUUUUUCUUUAUGCUCCUAAGGUGGCUGUAGGGGCCUGAGCUUCAAGACACCAUCUACAGCCUGAGCAGGGUGUCUACUUGAUGUGGGCUGGACGUGGCAGCCCUGCCCUUGUCCAACACUCCCCUUGAAGCAUGGCAUGUCCCUGCAUGCCCCCCCAUGCCAGAUCUGACUCCAAAGGUGCUGGGUGCAAUGCAGAUGUCACUGAGUUCUCCGCUGGGGAGAUGGCGGAGAAGGCAUAUCACCCAUCGCACAGGAUAUCCAUCAAAUCACAGCCCAGCAGCGGUGCCUUCCCUUCUUCCUCUCCUGGGAACUCUGACGUUUUACCUUGCUCUCCAGCCUGAACAUCUUCUACGCUCUGCAAACUAGAGCUCAGUUGUGUAGCGGGCCAGGGGAACUUGGUGCUGCUCUUAGCAUCCUUUUAUACCCCGUCACACACAGGGGUUCCCCAGAGGAACAAAACCUGCUACUGAAGCAGGCUGGUGACUGUGCUCAUCUGCACCUCUGACGGCUGUGUCUACAGUACAACCCUGUUCCCAGAGCUCCAGCUUGCUGCUUGUUCUGAGCCUGCCAGGCCAUGGCCUCUCAAGUCAGACAGUUACCUGGAUCUGGGCCUUUCUCCAGCAAGGAUCCUUUCUCUAGGAAGUACAGCGUUGUUUGCAAGAUAAACUCAAAGCAGAAACAACAAAAGGAAAUUUGUGCAAGGACAAAGGUGACUGACGGAUGGAAGAUGUCUUGGGGCCUGAUGGGAUUGCCAUGCGUGUGGCUGUCCUAGAAUUGGUCUUCUCUCUCACCCAUUACAGGGGUCCCCAAAGAUUCUUCCUUGUCAUCAUCACCCACAGAGCUGUAGCCAAUUAUGGCAUUGCCCAUUGUACCCCAAAUUCCCAGCCCCACCCUAAACCUUGCUGGCCGUAGCAGAGAAUAGCUUUGAACCAAGAUCCUGUUGUAAUCAUCAUUUACACUGUUUUCUCCCUCAAGGCCACCCUCCCAUAUCCCCCCACCCCACAACCUGUUAACAUUGUCUUAAGGUGAAAUGGCUGUAAAAUCAGUAUUUAACUAAUAAAUUUAUCUGUAUUCCUC
Molecule: messenger RNA, 3374 nt
Organism: Mesocricetus auratus (golden hamster)
Lineage: Eukaryota; Metazoa; Chordata; Mammalia; Rodentia; Cricetidae
Gene: Gata4
Product: GATA binding protein 4
Exons: 7
Coding region: 595-1929 (444 amino acids)
Biological process (GO): positive regulation of transcription by RNA polymerase II; cell fate commitment; negative regulation of transcription by RNA polymerase II
Cellular component (GO): nucleus
Molecular function (GO): DNA-binding transcription factor activity, RNA polymerase II-specific; RNA polymerase II cis-regulatory region sequence-specific DNA binding; zinc ion binding
Source: RefSeq, a predicted model, not a curated record